UGGAGCUUAACCCUCGUAUGUAAAAUUGGGCAUCCCUGUUUAUAAACGACAACAAACGUCAAAAAACAAACCAAACCGCGCAUUCAUAUUGUCAUUUUUACAACUUUGUAGUUUUCGACGGAUUUGACUCUCAACAAUAAUUAUACAAUGGAUUAUGUGGACAUCCAGGCAGUUGAAUCUAAGUUGACGGAUGUCACAGUAACACCGAUCCCAAUGGGUACCAAGAUUACUUCAUCCGUCCAUGAGUUUUCACCUAGUAACUACACGAAUCAGCAGCAACAAAAUAAACCAUAUAUUCAAGUUCAAAGCACGAUUAAUCCGCCUGUAUCUGCUGUUCUUCAAUCGGGGAGCAAUCAGAACCAAUUCUCGAAUAACAAUGCUUCGAAUGUUACGAAAUAUGCACAACUAUUGAUGAUCAUUGAGGAAAUGGGACGUGACAUUCGACCGACCUACUCCGGUAGUCGCAGCUCUGCAGAACGUCUGAAACGAGGUAUAGUUCAUGCCAGAAUUUUAGUGCGGGAAUGUUUGCUGGAAACCGAACGGUCUGCUAGGCAAUAGACUUUGUACUCCUGCCAGUUGAUGUGUCAUCUCGGAAGAAUUCAUUCGAAGUUUGAGUACAAAAUAGCGUAAAUCCAAAAACAAAAAAAUGAUGCCUGUUUACAGACCAUCCAGAGUACCUAUAGCCUAUAGUGAAAAUAGAACCGAAAGAACCAAUUUGAGCUAGCUUGCACUUAUUAUGAAUAAAUUAUGUAUACUGAAACUAUAGCUUAAGAUUGUAAGACAAAUAUGUAAAAAAUAUUGGUCGAAAAAAGACAAUUAUUUUAAGUAGUAAUCGGGAAGAGAAUGUAUUUUAUAUUCAACGGAAUAAAGAACAUUGAAAAAAUAUAUAUACAA
Toxorhynchites rutilus septentrionalis is the source of this 894-nucleotide messenger RNA. Its product is annotated as cyclin-dependent kinase 2-associated protein 1-like. The record is from RefSeq and is a predicted model, not a curated record. Bases 148 to 558 code for a protein of 136 amino acids. The transcript is spliced from 2 exons. Gene Ontology annotation, cellular component: cytoplasm; nucleus. NCBI's taxonomy places the organism in Eukaryota, Metazoa, Arthropoda, Insecta, Diptera, Culicidae.